AUGGCCACCCACCGGCCGAAAGGUGCAAAUGUUGCCCAACCUGCAGAUGCUAAUGCAUUAUUUGAGAACCACACCAUAGAAGAAAUCAGAAGUUUGGAAAAGAAAAUCAGAUCAGAUAUAGAAAAGAAGAAAGAGGAUCUUCGAGUUAUGGUUGGUGAAAGGUAUCGAGAUCUAAUUGAUGCUGCUGAUACAAUAACAGACAUGAAAACGAGUGCAGAAAAUGUGAUGAAAUCCAUAUCUCGGAUGGAAGAUCUGUGCUCUUCCUUACGCCAGAAGCACAUGGUACGAGGGGCAUCUUUUCAUAUGAAUGUUAAGCACAACGGUGACAAGAAUAGCAAGGAAAUAGAGUUCUAUGGCAUAGCAGCACAGAUAAAACUGCUAAUGGACAUACCAGAAAAGAUUUGGAGCAACGUUGAUAGCCAGGAGUAUUUGAAGGCAACACAGCUGUACCUGUUGGCCAGACACAUUAACUCCAGUCUCCAUUUGGACUCCAGGCAGUCAGCAGACGUCAUGACUUGGUUCCCUGUGUUGACAAGACAGUGGGCAGCCAUUAGUCACUUCAAGUCUACAGUUUUACAGGGCUGUCGUUUAUUGCUGACAGACACAGAUACAGAUCUAAAUGACGAGCACAUGGCUCAGGUUCUGUGCUCAAUUGUUCUGUUAGAGGACAACACACCCAGACAAGUUUUCACAGAGUUUCUACUUGCACGCACGAAAACUCUUCAAGAGAUACUGCACUCAGGUCACCAGAGCAAUGUCAAAUCUCAGAUUAUAGGGGUUGCUCGUCUUCUCACAUCGACUUUAAGACAGAUCUACACAGUGUUUUACUCCCAUGAUCCUCAGCAAUCUAACAAGUCACACAAGGACACAGGACUGCUUAUGACAAUACUGAAUGAUGUAGUGUCGAAACAGGGUCAAGAAAAACUGAUGUUGGAUUUGCAAGGGACUAUAUUCUCAAAAUGUCUACCCCAGUCUGUGAAAAAUUUCAAACCAAUGCUGAGAACUCCAGCCACACCACUUCAAUCCAAACAGCUGAAGGAUAACUGUCAACAGUGGAUGAAUACAUGCCUUCAGGAGGUCCAGUCUGGAGUAGGGAAGCUGCUUCAUUAUGUCAACUCAGUCAAGCGACUUGCAGACAUCCGAGAUGAAGUGUGGUCCUUGCUGACGCAGGUUGAAAGUGACCCAUGUUGGAAGGAGAUCAGUGACAAUAUUCUAACUCUGAGGGUUUGGGAGGACUUUCUGAGACCUUUAUUUGUUGACAGAGUCAAGGCUCUUGUACAGUAUCAGUUGGAUACAACUGCUGAGCUGACAAAACGGACAGUGUCUAAAGUCAUGAUGGAGCUGACAUCUGAUAUGAAUGACAGUUCCAUGCUGUGUGAACGAAACUUGGCAGUUUUUGUGUGGACUGAGAAUUCUGCUGACGUCAUCAUGUCUGAUAUUUGGCAGUCUGCAUCCACCAAAACUCUCACUGACAGCGGUGGUCUUAUUCUUAAAGCAAGAGCAUUCACUCCUGCUGUUCAAAACCUUUGCCGCAGUGUGGAUGACAAGCUGAAGGUGUUGCUGGAAGACAUGGAGACUUACGUGCAGGAGGAGGAAACCAAGAAGGAUAAACAAGUUGAUGGAGCCUUUCAUCGUUUUUCUGAUACAGCAGAAAUCCUGAAAUACAUGCAGGGAGCCUGUGUCAAGUGUGUUCAAGAGAUUUUGGACUACCUGACAGAACAGCUGCGACUGUGGGAGAAAUCUCUUACUGACAUUCCAGACCCAGUAACAAAUGCAAUCACUGAAAGCAAGGUGUUGUUGACAGCAAGAACCUGUGCUGCAAUGAUUGAAAUGACUCCACAUCUACAGAGAUGUAUUCUAGCUCUAACCAACCAGAACAAACAGAUGUCUUUCAAACUUACAAAGAAGCUGCAUUCUCAGAAGCCAUCGGAUCUACCAGAAUGGCAUUCAGUGUUCUCCAAGCUAGAACAGUGUCUGAUGCUCGCCUACAG
This is a messenger RNA of Candidula unifasciata, 1991 nucleotides long. The record is from the annotation of a GenBank genome assembly. Lineage: Eukaryota; Metazoa; Mollusca; Gastropoda; Stylommatophora; Geomitridae.